Messenger RNA from Lycium ferocissimum, 3627 nucleotides. Its product is annotated as AAA-ATPase At3g28610-like. The transcript has a single exon. The coding region runs from base 1770 to 3314 and encodes 514 amino acids. Lineage: Eukaryota; Viridiplantae; Streptophyta; Magnoliopsida; Solanales; Solanaceae. Gene Ontology annotation, molecular function: ATP binding; ATP hydrolysis activity. The record is from RefSeq and is a predicted model, not a curated record.
GAUUUUACCAGUGAUUUUAAUACUACAGACUAUAAUGUUAGUAUUAUUAAGACACCUAAAGAGAGGUUGAUACAAUUCGAGAGUUAUGUGUUGAUACAAUUAUGUUUGUUGAUAAGAAUUUGUUUGGAAGCAGUUCUUUAUUUCGAGGGAGUAGUGUGUGUCGAAUUAAGGACAAAAAAGGGAAUAAAAGAAGAAGAUUUGAUAGCAUAGAAAGAGACGCAGCAACAUAGAAAUCAAGUUGGAAUUGUAGUAGUGUCACAAUUUUGUAAUGAAGAAGGGAGAUAAAACAAUUGAAAAAUUAGAUCAUUGUCCGAACUCUGAAGUCAUAUUCAGGUUGUGUUGUUGCACUUCAUUUGCGAAGAUAAAAUUUCCAAGUAAAACAAUAGAGAGAAAUAUGAGUCGAGCAUUCAUUGGAAAGGAACCUGUUAUCCAUUUAAGAGGACUUCGUAAGUUCAAUAAUGUGAAUGUUUCUUUGGAAAUUCAGCAUGUUCUUUUUGGUCAGGAGUGAGAUGAGCAAUUUAUGUUUGUGUUGGCGCCUUUAACAGUUUUAAUUACUAAAAAAGAAGAAAUUAGAUCAUGAAUACUCAAAAUUUGUCUAAACGGAUCUAGAGAUCAAUGAUGCGUCUGACCCAAUGCGUGAUUUGAAUUUGAAAAUCUAGGGGAAAAGAGCUCGGAAAAGAGUAGAGAGAUAGCAAGGCAACACAUUGGCACAUAACAAGUUUACCAGAAGAUAAGAACUUCUGUUAACACGGAAAGAAGCAAUUAACCUGAAUAUUGCCUUGGUAGAGUCCCAAGUAUGAAGUGUUCUGAUGUAAAAAGCUUUUUAGUUUUCCUCCAGUAACCCUAGCAUGUAUGAUGCAAGUGAAAAAAGCCGUCAGUGAAGUUUUGUUCUUUGUUCCGCGGGCUACCUUAUCUAUGUUUCUACGAUGGCCCAAGAACACGCUCACUAAAUUCCGGCUUCAUCAAAUCAAUUUAUCUCAGUUUUCUCACAUCAGUUCUCUAUUUAUUAUUAAGGAUAUUAAGGUUACAAACAGUUAGGAAGAACACUCAGUUCUUUAGACCGACAUAUAUGGACCAAAUGAUGACAAUUGACAAGUCAACUUGUUCUCAUUGUCAUGAUAAUCAGUCACUGGAAUAAUUUUUCCUAGUAUGGAUGCCAAAUAUAGUAAAGUUUCUUUGAAGUACGAAAAAGGUUUUUUUCACAAUUUCUUUCAAUUAAAUUACUUUUGCUCUUAUGCAAAUUAACUAAAUCCUAAAUUACUUUAGGACAACUGUAGAGUUAAUUUUUUGUUUGUUGUAGAGGGAAUUGUUUCCUGUCGGUGCUUAACCUUUUUUGCCAAGUUAUUUCCUCCGUUAUUUACAUUAGGAACCUUAGUAAACAAUUUGAUUCUUUCUUGAAAAUGUAUAAAUUUUAGGAACACAAGACAAUUUCUUUCCUCCUAGAAAAGGUGUUUUCCUCUUUUAUUUAUUGUAGGAAUAGAAGACAAUUUCUUUGAUUUUGUAAUAAAAACACAAAAUACACAUACACGUACACGUACAUACGGCUAUUUUUUCUAGUAAAAAAUAGAAACUUACCAUGUAUAUAAUUCGAAUCCUACUAAAAUACUGCAGACAAGGCUGAAUUGUGGCCUGGUUAAACUGAUGAACUUCCUUGUUUCCCACGAACUUGAUCACUAUAUAUAUCCUUGCAUGUAUUAAACCUCAAUUGCAUUCACAAAAAUACACCCCUUCAAGAAUACCUUCAUAUUCUUGAAGGUGAGGAAAAAACAAUGGGAGCUUCAUUGACUGACGUAGGGUCCAGGCUUGCUGGACUAACGUUCAUAUGGGGCACAAUUCAACAACUCUUCCCUCAAAUACUCCGCAAGCGUAUCGAAUCCUUCUGGAAUCGACUCGAAAAUUAUUUCUCUCCUUAUGUCCAGAUUACCAUUGACGAAUUCUCCAAUGAAAAAAGCAACGAAAUUUACAGAUAUGUCAACACUUAUUUGGGUACUAAGUCCAUCGACAAUGGUGCUAAGUAUCUCAAAGCUGAAAAGCCCGACAACAGCAAGUCUUUUGCUGUUAUCUUGGACGAAGGAGAAGAAAUAAUUGAUGAAUUCCAAGGGGCCAGACUCUGCUGGCGCAGUCACACGGAAAAAUUCAGCAGCAAUUCUCAAGGCAAAUCCAAAAUACCGAUUGAAAAGAGAAGCUACACAAUAACUUUCGAUCAGCAACAUAGGGAGAUUGUCACGGGAAAAUACUUGAAGCAUGUGAUGGAAGAAGGCAGGGCAAUUGAGUUCAAGAAUAAGAAACAGAGGAUUUACUGUAAUGACAGUACUAGUUGGUGGGUUUUGCGUUUGUCCACUCUGUGGAAGCACAUCAAUUUCGAGCACCCUGCAACGUUUGAUACUCUGGCUAUGGACCCUAAGAAGAAAGAGGAAAUAAUUAACGACCUCAUUGCUUUUAGCAAGGGCAUGGAAUAUUAUUCCAAGGUUGGCAAGGCGUGGAAGCGCGGCUAUCUUCUUUAUGGUCCACCAGGAACUGGAAAAUCAACUAUGAUUGCAGCUAUUGCCAAUUUCAUGAACUAUGAUAUCUAUGAUCUUGAGCUCACAUCCGUUGAUGAUAACUUGGAGCUUAAGAAGUUGCUCAUGGAAACAACAAGCAAGUCCAUUAUUGUCAUUGAAGACAUUGAUUGCUCCGUUGAUCUCACUGGUAAGAGAAAGCAGGGAAAGAAGAAAGAGGCAAAGAAGAAAGAAGAAACAAGCGACUCUGAUUCUGAUUCUGAUUCGGACUCGGACUCGGACUCGGACUCAGAAAGAAAAAAAAAUAAACGAAAAAAACUUACACUUUCGGGGCUGUUGAAUUUCAUAGAUGGAAUAUGGUCAGCCUGUGGUCAAGAGAGGAUUAUUAUAUUUACCACUAAUUAUGUGGACAAACUUGAUCCUGCUCUUAUACGUCGAGGACGAAUGGAUAUGCACAUUGAGAUGUCGUAUUGCAGAUACGAAGCAUUCAAAGUGUUGGCUAAGAAUUACUUGGGCAUUGAAACACACCCUUUGUUUGAACAGAUUCAAGGUUUAAUAGAGGAAGUAAACAUGAGUCCUUGUGAUGUGGCAGAGAGAUUGAUAGUCAAGAAUGCUUCAGGAGGGAUUGAGAUUUGCUUGAAUAACUUGAUUCAGGCUUUGAAAGAGGCCAAGGAAAAGGCAAUACAAGAUUCAAAAGAGGCCAAGGAAAAGGCAGUACAAGAUUCAAAAGAAGUCGAGGAAGAACCCAAGAAAAACAAAAAGUUGUCAACAAAUUUAGUCAGGAGUUGUGGCCGUUUAAAAAAGCUUUUUAGAUGAUGUUUUCAUAUUUGUCUUCUUAGGUAGCUGUUUAUUACUAUGUUGUUAUAUACACGAUAUAGCUUAUUAUGUUGUUAUAUACACACGAUUUAGUUUAUUUUAUGUUGUUAUGUUAUUCAUGGUUGUUUAUAAGUUGCUAAUUUAACAGAAUGGCUAGUUACCCUCCAAAAAAAUUAAUUUCUUUUCAAAAGAAAAAGUUUUGAAAGCUUUUUAUUUUUUAUUUUGAAAUUUUUUUCUUUUUUGAUUUUUUACACCCCCACCCCCCCACCCUUAUCCCCUCCCGAAUUUUCUACUUCAUAUUUAAUUUUACCUU